AUGGACGAUCUUGCAAGGGCCGAAUACCCUGCCAUGCUGGCACACCUUCAGCCCAUGCAGGCCGUGAACGUCCUAAACGACCGUGUGAAGAGAAUGAACAAGAUCAACACCGAGAUCGCAGACUGGCUGCAGGAACGCCGCCGUGUCGAGGACCAAUAUGUCCAGAGCCUGAAGAGGCUUCUCACCUUCAAAGUCCCCAACAGCCAAUCUGAGCUUGGCGUCUUCACAGGCCCCUGGGACAAGAUACUCCAAUCUGUCGAUGCGACUGCCCACUCCCACCACGUUUUCUCGAGCCAACUUGAGAAAGAUGUCGAGACCCCUCUUCGCAACUUCCAGGCUCGUAAGGAGAUGCAGAACAUGCAGACCAUCUCGGCCAACCUGACCGCCAUGGCCCGAGACCUUGAGGAUGCUCAGAAGAAGGCCGAUGCUCUGACCCGCAAAGGCCCCAAGACGAACACCCAGAAGAUGGCGGAUGCCACGGCAAGACUCGAGUCCGCCACACAGCAGUGGGAUUCCCAGGCUCCCUUCAUCUUCGAGACCCUGCAGGCCAUCGACGAGCAGCGCGUCAACCAGCUGCGCGAUCUGCUUACGCAGUACGAAACCCACGAGAGCGACCAGGCACAACGAAACCAGUCCCGCGCUGCCGACACCUUGGCCUCCAUGUUGGAGAUCAGCACCGAGCAGGAGAUCGCGAGCUUCAAGGAGAGGGUGCUUUCGGGAAAGCCACGCCUGGAGAAGAGGGCCACGGCAUCCAGGCAAUCCUCCAAUGUACCGACAAGUCAGACGCUGGCUCCGCCUCCGCCUCCACCUAGCAGCCUGGGUCAACGCGACGACGACGCUAGCGACCACUCUGGUCUUGCCGAUGGAAAGAGCGAAUCAAAGUUGCGGAGCCGGAUCGGUACCAUGCUUGGCCGCCGCCGGCAGAGCGUUCACGGCGGGUUCGGCCAGAUUUCCCCUGGAAAGGGUGGCGCUCCAUCCUUCGGCCGCGGUCUUAGCAGCAGUCAUAGCAGCACUCAUGUUCGCCCCGGCCUGUCUCCGAGGGCUUCGUCCAAUAACCUGGCCGAGGCCCACAACCGAUUGUCUGCUCUCGCAGAGACGCCCGACUCUCCUAGACCGCCCCAGUCCUCUGGCACCGACAGGCCUCUUCACGAAGGUACGAACGGGUUUGGGGAAAGCCUCUCAGAUGCGAAUCGCCUGGGCGCAUCCGCUGGCCCUGUCAAUGGGACCCACGGCGCCGACGCGUUGGAUGUUGCCCCUCCCCCCGGCCCGCCCCCGUCGCAGGGUAAAGACGCCGAGAGUAAGGACGCCGAGGGCUUCACGAUCCGGCCUCCUGACAACGACCCCAUCUCUCAGGCCCAGCGCGAGGCCGCCGAGGAGAACGAACAAAUGUUCAAGCUCAACAUCGCCAGCUCGCCUAUCGCCGAGGAAGACGCCGACGCGAAGCAGGCUGCCAUGUCGAAUGUCGCCAACACCCUGACGCAGAUGGCCGCCCCGUCACGCAAGCUGGGAACCGUGCGAGGGCGGAGGGACGUCAGGAACACCAUCUACGUGCCGCCCCCCAACAUGCCCGAGCCUGAGCUCACCACGGAGAACCCGUUCCCAACUUCGCCAUCACUUCCUAGCCAGUCGUCCAAGCCCACCACGGUGGCUGCCCUUACUUCCGAAGCAAGCAUUGCCGCGACAUCAGAUACGCAGUCCAUCCGCUCCGCCAACUCACUCGUGAGCCUGGCCCACUUGAAGCAUCCUGAGAUGCACGAGCCUGGUCUCAAUGCAUCCGUCAUCGAGACAGUGUCGGCGACCUUUGAGGACGGAACAGUCACAAGUGCCAAGGUCCAUGGUGAGAUUGCCUUUGCCUACCAAGCAGCAGGCGAUUCCAGACCUGACCGUGAGACCAUCAGAAUCAACAAUUUCUCCAAUCUAGAAGUCAUUGGACCGAACCGCAUCUUCGUCCAGAACUCGGGCAAAUCCGACGAGUUCAACCUGGACCUAUCGCAUCUGAACAAGACGGCGACAGCCUUCACUUACAGAGUGCACACUGGCGACGCUCAAGGCGCUGGCCUGGCGGCACAAGUUCCGCUCCUGCUCCGCCCGGCUUGGAAGCCUCAGGGCGACAAGCUCGGGCUCUUGCUGCAGUACUCCCUCAACCCCUCAAGCAACCUGACGGCACCCGUGACGCUGCACAACGUUGUCUUCGUCGCCACAUACGAGGGCGCGAAGGCUUCGGGUGCGCAGACGAAGCCAACAGGAACGCACCUCAAGGACAAGCACUUGGUGUACUGGCGCCUCGGCGACUUGACCCUCACUGCCGAGACGCAGAAGAUCGUCUGUCGCAUCAUCGGCGCUGAGAACGCCGAGCCCAAGCCGGGACACAUCGAGGCUCGAUGGGAGAUGACGCCCGAGAACCUCGGUAGCGGCAUUUCCAUCUCGAGGCUGGAGGAGACCAAGGGCAAGGGCAAGGAGGAGGAUGCCGACCCCUUUGCGGACGACAACCCUACUUCGCCGGCACCACCGGCUGACCAGGAGUGGACGGACGUGAAGGUGGUGAAGAAAGUUACCAGUGGCAAGUACGAAGCCAAGUAA
Colletotrichum higginsianum IMI 349063 is the source of this 2580-nucleotide messenger RNA. RefSeq names its product SAFF domain-containing protein. Gene Ontology annotation, cellular component: endocytic vesicle; plasma membrane; cytoplasm. The transcript has 6 exons. Gene Ontology annotation, biological process: septin cytoskeleton organization. NCBI's taxonomy places the organism in Eukaryota, Fungi, Ascomycota, Sordariomycetes, Glomerellales, Glomerellaceae. The record is from RefSeq and is a predicted model, not a curated record. Bases 1 to 2580 code for a protein of 859 amino acids.